Messenger RNA from Pygocentrus nattereri (red-bellied piranha), 1870 nucleotides. It is a transcript of the gene prrt1b, whose product is annotated as proline rich transmembrane protein 1B. Gene Ontology annotation, cellular component: membrane. Bases 131 to 1012 code for a protein of 293 amino acids. NCBI's taxonomy places the organism in Eukaryota, Metazoa, Chordata, Actinopteri, Characiformes, Serrasalmidae. The transcript has 4 exons. The record is from RefSeq and is a predicted model, not a curated record.
CACACUAACUGUGGCCAUUUUACAGAGAGACGUGAGAGUUCCUCACAAUUCCUGAUCGGAUAUUCACCUUCUGCAUGUCACUCUUUUCCUGAUGUCCAGUUAGCCUCUGACCCGCACUGGACCCUUCCUGAUGGACCCAGUCAGUCCACCAAACAUCCGUGAUGAUUCAGAAAUGCAUGCAGCAGGACCUCCCGGAAUUCAGGAACCUCCUCAGCAGCCAGCACACAGAGUCCCUCCAGCCUAUCCUGGUCCGCCAGCGUAUGAUUCAAUCAGCAUCCUGACCACAGGGCCCACCAAUGACACAGACAGCAUUCACACUGGCCAUCCAGCAACUGAUGGCGACAGCAUUCAGACCGCUCAUCCAGCGUACGACACAGACAGCACACAAACAGCUCACCUGACUUAUGAUACAGACAGCAACCAGACCCUAAACCCAGCCUAUGACACGGACAGUACCCGCGCCCUGCACCCCGCCUACGUCCUGGACCAGAUGACAGCAGAUGAUGCAUCAGGACAGACUGCGGCAGAAGCUACCGGCAGCGGUAAUAUAGUCAACCCCUCUGAAGACCCUCCGCCCUACAGCCCUCCAGAUCCCAAACUGGCCUACCUAAUCUACCCCCCACCAUUGCCCCACUACCCCAACCAGCCAGUCAUAGCCUGCCAGCCUGGAGCCAAUACACCUGCCUUCUACCAGCCUUCUUUUCUGCCACCCUCUACCUACCCAUCAUAUGCUAUAUACAUGAAUAGUCCACCACUCGGUGAGGAACAGACACCUUUACCUAAAGACUACCUAGUAGAGUCUCUACUAGUGACAAUUUUCUGCUGUCUAAUGAGUGGCCUGGUUGCGCUCAUGUACUCUUAUGAAACUCGUGCGGCUCUGGCCCGGGGUGACAUCCGUGAGGGGGAGAAGGCAUCGCAGAAAGCCCGUCUUCUGGUGACGUUCAGUCUAAUGUUUGGCGUCUUUGUGUUUGUAGGCUGGAUCAUAUAUGUGGUUAUAGCUGUCUGUGCUUAGUCAAACAAACAGGACAUGCAGUUCCUCUGACUUUAAGGGCUUUCAGUCACAUCACAUAUCACAUUUGCACAGAAAACAAGCAAAGAGAAGAGAUUAAAAAUCCCAUUGCUUGUAUAGCUUGAUUGUAAAGACUUUGAGCAUGUAGAAUCUAUGUAUUGAGAGCAUGCUCUCAUGCCACCUCCUUAAAGGAACUCCACUGAAUUUACAAGGUAUCUGCUGAAUGCAGACACUGAGAUGUAAAAAAGUCAUUCAGAGUGGUUUGAUAUGAAAUGGUUCACUAUAGACAGACAUACCACCUAAGGUUCUUCGCAGUGGUGGUAACAGGAACCAGAUGUUGCGAUGUACAGCCGUGGCCAAAUGUUUGGGCACCCCGGUCAAAUGGCCUUUUUGUGAAAAUAAGUAAACACAUUCUCUACAGAGAACAUCAUUCUAAUGCACAGUUACUGUUUAUUAGCUGGAUUUAACAUAUUGGCAGACAUAUUUACAUUUGUUCUCUGAGGAUGUGUUAAUGUAGUGUCCCUUAGAGAAUCAGCAAAGCAUUUCAUUUUGACUGGCGGUGUUCAUACUUUUGUAUAUUAAUUGUAUACCAUUAUUCUCUAUCCAAAAAGACCAGUAGAGCCUUAUCAUGCCUCCUGAGUUUUUAUAUGUGAAGCUGUAAAAUAGUACAUAGUAAAAUGGCAAUAAAUAUGGAAAAAAAAGUCUUUGGGAACUAUUUUGCCUUACAACACUCUUCAUGUACCUCUACACCAUGAACAGCUUUUAUAAUAUAUUUUAGGCCAAAAAUUACCGCAAAACAGCGUCUCAGGCAUCAGGCAACAUAUCAUUGCUGUCGGAGGAAAGCCUCUCCAAUUUUUGGCA